UGUUGUAACGUUCUUUAUAAUAUUAGCAAGAGCUCGUUGAAACGCUCUGUCUCGAUUUGAUUUUAAAAGCUUGAUUUUUAAAUGUGUGAUAAAGGAGACAGUAAUGAUGAUAAAAGAAAUCUCAAUGUGGUGUAUGUUUACAGUCUGGAGUACAUCCAGACAUGUGACUCGCUGUCUAAAGUACCAAACCGGGCCAGUAUGGUGCAUUCAUUGAUUGAGGCAUAUGGCUUACUGAGCUACAUGAGUGUGGUGAAGCCUCGUGUGGCUUCAUUGGAGGAGAUGGCCGUGUUUCACACAGACUCGUACCUACAGCACCUGCACAAGAUCAGCCAGGAUGGAGACAAUGAUGAUCCCCAGUCAGUUGACUUUGGCCUGGGUUAUGACUGUCCGGUGGUGGAGGGUAUUUUUGAGUACGCGGCUGCCGUUGGAGGUGCCACUCUGACUGCUGCCCAGAAUCUGCUGGAUGGAAAGUGUGAUGUGGCCAUCAACUGGGCCGGAGGGUGGCAUCACGCCAAGAAGGACGAGGCAUCUGGGUUCUGUUAUGUGAAUGACGCUGUUCUUGGAAUCCUCAAACUGCGGGAGAAGUAUGAGCGAGUUCUCUAUGUGGAUGUGGACCUUCACCAUGGAGAUGGUGUGGAAGACGCUUUCAGCUUCACCUCCAAAGUUAUGACAGUGUCUCUGCACAAGUUCUCCCCUGGCUUCUUCCCAGGUACAGGUGAUGUGAAUGACACUGGGUUGGGUAAAGGACGUUGGUACGCUGUCAACGUUCCCCUUGAGGAUGGAAUCCGUGAUGAUCGGUACUGCCAGAUAUUCACCAGCGUGAUGCAGGAAGUAAAAGCAUACUUUAACCCUGAAGCGCUUGUGAUGCAACUGGGAGCGGACACCAUGGCGGGCGACCCCAUGUGCUCCUUCAAUAUGACUCCCGUUGGAGUCGGAAAAUGUCUGAACUAUAUUCUCGACUGGGAGUUACCUACUCUAGUACUUGGAGGAGGUGGCUAUAACCUUGCCAACACUGCCCGCUGCUGGACCUAUCUAACAGGGACCAUCCUAGGACAGUCUCUGUCUUCUGAGAUCCCAGACCACGAGUACUUCACAGAAUAUGGUCCGGAUUAUUCCCUGGAGAUUAGCCCAAGCUGCCGACCCGACCGUAAUGAAAGCCAACAUCUGGAGCGGGUCAUCAGCACCAUCAAAGGGAAUCUGAAGAAUGUAGUUUAGGAGUGGGCUCUCGGCUCAUGUUUCCAAAUCAGACCCUGCUCCUCUAAUGAAGACAGUAUGUCGGAGUCAUCGCCAGAGGGGAUCUUGGAAAACAUUACUUGAAUGUUUCCAGGGAACAUUUUUUUAAAAGCUUAUACUGGCCAGUGUUGCCCCUAUUGAGAGGGAUUGGGUAUUUGUUGAAAGGAUAUAUUUUUCAAAAACCCUAAGCCAGAUGAAAUACAAAGCUCAAAUGUAACAUGUUUUGAGAGGGGUAUGUCAAAUAUAUCGUGCAUGUUUGUUUGAUCCUCUUUUUUAAGCUAUAUUUGACCUUUUAAAAGUAAGGAGUUGCUGCUCCUUAUGCCAAUGCAAAUCUUUUGACUGAUAGGGGUGUCCUGUGACGGAUAUACACAAAACAUGGUUCACAUGGGAAAGGUGUGUCAAAGUAGUUUGUGAAUAGGCUAAUUCACACUGAACCAACAAACAUUUUUUGUUUGUUGGCAUUUGUUGGAUCAUUGUGAGUUCCCACAUUGUGACACCACUAUUUGAUAGAGCAAAGAACAUUUAAUACCGUAGAGUUAAUGAAUGACCUUUUCAGUUAUUUUUAAGGAAAGGCUAUUGGGUUAUUAAUUGAUACUGUAAACUAUGUAACGUUUAACUGUGAUGGUUGUUUAUGAUUGGAUGUGGGAAAUUUAACUGACCAGUUUUUAAGUCAUGGUUAUGCACUGUCUUAGUUGCCUAUGACAUGCAUUUUACUGCAAUGUUUAUUUUUCUGUGAUCAGUCAAAAAUGUUUUAUGCCGUUUGUAAACUUUAAAUUUUUAUAUAAAUGCUUUCCUGUUAUAUAUUAAAAUGCAAAA
Messenger RNA from Triplophysa rosa, 2049 nucleotides. RefSeq names its product histone deacetylase 8 (gene hdac8). Gene Ontology annotation, molecular function: histone deacetylase activity. The coding region runs from base 82 to 1215 and encodes 377 amino acids. Lineage: Eukaryota; Metazoa; Chordata; Actinopteri; Cypriniformes; Nemacheilidae. The transcript has 11 exons. The record is from RefSeq and is a predicted model, not a curated record.